Molecule: messenger RNA, 659 nt
Organism: Talaromyces proteolyticus
Lineage: Eukaryota; Fungi; Ascomycota; Eurotiomycetes; Eurotiales; Trichocomaceae
Exons: 1
Coding region: 394-624 (76 amino acids)
Source: RefSeq, a predicted model, not a curated record
AUAAACCCCUCAAGACGGCCCAGGCCCCGAAGGCCGUGGCACGGCAUCUAUAUCAGUUCAAGACUGGCCACGCACAGCUGGCGGCAUACCUGCACCGAAUUGGCAGGCGCGACACCCCCCUGUGUAGGGGAUGCUCAGAGGGGGCAGAAACCGCGGCGCACCUGCUGCUCCACUUGGCCGCGACCGCGGGAGGCCAAGAUUAGCAGGCCCUCAGCGGCCGAAGAGCCCCCUGAGGCGCGCAUAUUGGCAGAUCCUAGGGCCACUAAGGCUUUACUCGCCUUCAUAGAGGCCAUUAGGGUCCCGGAGCAGCGGAAGGAGGCAGCUAGAGAGGCCCGGAGGGCCGAUUUAUAGGGGUGGGAAGCAAUAGAGGAGGAGAGGAACCCAGGGGGAAGGAUGACAGCUCUGGGUGGCCUGUCAUCGGCAGGCGACGCCCACACGUUUGGCUCCAAGGACCGAAGCCGGGGCCCCGCCAGCCUCUAUAAGGCCCCCGAAUCGCCCUGCGCAAAUAAGCGGUUUGGGGUGAGGAAUUCGUUAGUACAUCAAAACGCUGGGCACCAGUCAGGGGCAGGCAUUGGGGGGGAGCAGGGGCCUAGGCCCCUACAAGGCCCCUAUAAGGCCCCCUAGCCCACUGAAACGAGACCUUCAUAGCUUAUAGCUGG